Molecule: messenger RNA, 552 nt
Organism: Malania oleifera
Lineage: Eukaryota; Viridiplantae; Streptophyta; Magnoliopsida; Santalales; Ximeniaceae
Exons: 1
Coding region: 1-552 (183 amino acids)
Source: RefSeq, a predicted model, not a curated record
AUGCUUCAUUAUGAGGAGAUUCCACCACCAACCAUUGCUGCUGUGGGUGAGGCCCAAUCCCCUUCACAAUCUAGUGAGCCACCUCCUGCCUCCACUGAUGUACCAUCCAUUAUAGAGCCAGCCGGUCCCCCAACUUCUCUGCUUGCGACAAUAAAGUCUCUGAAGGUGGAGCAAGGCCAGCUUGCUUCUCAUGUGACGGCGGUACUUGUCCUACAUGUAGAUAUCCCAGUGCCUCUGGCACCUCUUCACAUGAUUACAGCACAUGCUCCCCCACGUGCAUCUGCUCUAUCUGCAGCUCCUCCCUUGCAUACUCCGCCAGCUACACCCACACUACCACAACCUUCUCCAACUACUAGCAUGCCACCCUUUGCUCCAGCUUCACCUGAGUCACCGAUGGUGUCUGGCAGUUUCUCUUAUGAGGGUGGGUCUGCUUCGAGCCCGCGAUUUGAUGCGGCUUACCAAUCUGACAUCAUUACACCAUAUGAUAAGUUCAGCGAUCUCAGGGGCGGCAAUUUCAAUUAUGACGUUGGUUGGUCUAAUGAGAAGGAUUAG